Molecule: messenger RNA, 456 nt
Organism: Anisakis simplex (herring worm)
Lineage: Eukaryota; Metazoa; Nematoda; Chromadorea; Rhabditida; Anisakidae
Source: the annotation of a GenBank genome assembly
AUGUCAGCAAUUGAGAUUCAUUCAUCAAAUAUCAAAGAAACGAUAGACAACGAUAUGAUUCAGUCAAGUGAUACCAGGAGCUCCUUAUUGCCCAGCCUCAAUCCUCAACUACUUGAUUUUCUUUACGAUGUACAGAACGACAAGUUGAACGAUGACCUGCGGCGACUUGAAAUUGAAUUUGGAAUCAAUCGGGAACAGGUAGCCUAUGUUGCAAUCGGAUUCAUAGCUGUGUAUCUGAUGAUUGGAAAAGAUGCUGGGCUUUUGUGCAAUUUGAUUGGUUUCGUCUAUCCUGCAAUCGCCUCAAUUAUAGCGAUGGAAAUGGAUAUAAGAUACGACAUAUUUUUGUGGCUGUUGUAUUGGAUGUGCUACGGUCUAUAUGCCAUUCUUGAUCUAUACGCUGAAACAAUUAUGGAUGUACUGCCGAUUUAUUGGCUUUCCAAGGUUUGUGAUCGCUGA